UAAUUAGUUGUGCAUGUUCAAUUUUCAAUCAACAUGUAUUUUAAUUUGGUAUUUGUUUAUUUUUUAUAUUUAUAUGAUUGUGAUGCAACCCCGGUGAACUUGCAUAAUAGCAUGAUGUAUUUAGGUAAAUUUGGAUACUUGGAAAAGGAUGAAAUGAAGAAAGAAAAUAUGAAUAUGACUAAAUAUAAGAACGCUUUGAUGAUGUUCCAAAUGAAUUACAAGCUACCAAUGACGGGCGUUAUGGAUAAAGAAACAGUCAAAAUGAUGAGCAUUCCUAGAUGUGGGAAUCCGGAUAACAUAGUGAAUAAACCUCAUAGGCAAAAACGAUAUGUUAUUAAGUGUGACCAGAACUAUACGUUUUUCAAACGAAAAUCUAAUUUAACUUAUUACAUUAAAAAAUUUCCCAAGACGCCGGAAAAAUUUGAAGUAAGACGUGAAAUUAAAAGAGCAUUUUCGCUCUGGUCCCGCCACAGUAAUUAUACAUUUAAAGAAGUUUUUACAUAUGAUGGAGAUCUCGAAUUGAGUUUUGAAAAAGGAACGCAUGAUUCAUCAGAGUACGAAACUGACAGCUUUGACGGGCCUGGCGAAGUUCUGGGACACGCCUAUUCACCCGAUCUAGGAAACGAAAUUCAUUUCGAUGCUGAAGAAGACUGGACGGUGGAUUCAAGUUUUGGUGUCGAUCUAUUGCAAGUUGCCACCCAUGAAAUUGGUCAUUCCUUGGGACUAGAACAUGCGAAUACCAAAGAUUCUGUCAUGUACCCAAUGUAUUUGAAUUAUAUUCCAUAUUUUCAUUUGACUUUCGAUGAUAUUGAAGGAAUAAAAAAUAUUGAUGAGGGUGUGCCAAAUGAUUCAACAAUAUGUUUUGUAGUUAAUGGAACGAUGACACAUACUAAGAAUUUUAAAACUAAAGAAGUAAUGUUUUUUGAAAAUAUUCUUUUAGUGUAACGCUUUAAUUUUAUUUUCAUGUAAUAUACAGGGUGAUUCACCUAAUUUAUUCAUUAGAAGUUUAUAGAGAACAUAAAUAAAUAUUGAUACCUAUUUCAUUGUGAUUAGUUUAUACCAAUUUGAAGACAGGUAGGUUACAGAAUUCUGUGUAGCGAAAUAAAAGCUUCAGAAUGUAAACGAUGAAAACUGUAGGCGGCAAAAUUUUUUGUAAAACAAUCGUCGGAUGUCGCUAACGUAGGGGACGGCAGUGCCAGUGGCGGCGUACCGCGUGAGCACCACGGGAACACACGCCACACACGAUGUGUGGACGCGAGAGGGAGAGAGAGAGAGAUGAGCAUCGACGUAUAGAGCAACAGAGUUGAGGAUCAUUGAGGUGAUAGGAGGGAUAAAGGGGAAAGCGAGUCGUGGAAGAGGCGAAGGAGGAGGUGACGGCGGCUGUUUAUCGAUUGCGGCGGCGCAGGCGCAGUUGACGGCCAGGAGCAGCGGCGGCAGUGUCGAGUGAGAAACGGCCGGCACAGCUCGCGCCCGGGCGGGGAGGACUGUGCAGCACCAAAUAGCGGUGCGAUAUAGCGAGCUUCUCAAGAUGGCGGCACCUAGUGAUCUCGGGAGCGAGAGUAGUCGGCGGCGCUAGUACGCGGCCGCCAGUGCGGAGCAGUGUUGUUGUGCGAGGCGUGACCUGGUGCAAGUGCCGUGCCGUGCCGUUCCCGUAGCCGCGACGUAGUGAUGAUGUGAUGUCGUUGGCCAGGCCGGUCCGCGUUCGCCUCUACGUCGACGAGAUCCAUGCCGCCGGAGUGGCACGUAGCGCCAGCAGAGCAGCCGCGGACCAUGCAGCAUGAGCGUGGAGGGUCUGUCGCGUGGGAGGCCCCGAAGAAGCACGAGCAACAGCAACACAAGCACGAAGAGGAGGAAGCGGCCUAGCGGGAGGCCCCGGCACACGGACCCCGGGGGCACUCGGAGCCGCGAGGGGAGGCACUCCGGCCGCCCGCAGCGAUGCUCCCGGCUCCCGUAACACCGCGCCUUGCCCCACAGAAUGCCCCGGGGCCCGCCGACGGGCCUGUCGCUGCUCCUGAUGGCCGGCCUGGCGUUCGCCACCGCCACCUCGCCACCAAACAACCCCUGGCUGUCCGACCUGGCGACCGACCUCCAGACCGCCUCUUCGGCGGUCGACUUGCGGCCUCGUUGCGAGAGCCCCGAGCCUCUCUGUCCGCCGCCCUGCCCACCCAACAUCACUAAACCAUCUACAUCUAUUCAUCAGUGCCUUUAUUACUUGCAAGAAUCGCACAAAGACGAGGUGUGCGGCCGCGACGACUUAACACCCCAGCGCAGGCGUAACCUGCUGCACGGACUCCGGAUGCGCCACUGUUGCGAACACGCGGUCGACUCCGCUCUACCGCCGGCCGCCUUCCAGGGCGGCAACGUUUGCCGGAAACACCUCUCAGCGCUAAUCGACCUCGACCGACUCGUGCACCACGUCCAUUGCGGCAUCCACGAUCUGCUCACCCACUACGACUGCGAACAGUCCUAUUCCAUCGUCCACACCUGCAAAAAUUGCGAGAACGCAUACCGGCGUUGGGUGUGCAGUUCCCUGGUGCCUCAUUAUUCUAGUAAGGGGGAGCGAGUGCGUCCGUGUUUGGCCGUGUGUCACGACGUCGAGCAACAGUGUCCGUAUCUGCUGCCGCAAGACUACACCAACAUCACCCAGCAGACAUCGUCCGGGGAAACGGUCACGCAAGGACCUACGCCGCAAUACGCGGGAGAGCCCACCUUCUUUUGCCUCGAUCCGAAUAUUCCGGAGCAAGAGCUGAACUCGUCAAGCGGCGACGAGGACUGCUGCUACACACACUGCGGCUCCAGCGGCAGGGGGACGACGACGGGGCGUGACGAGGCGCCAGCGCCCCACGGCGUCGCGGACGCCACCGCCAACGCCAGCGGGCGCACCGCCGCCCAAAUCCUCGGCCUGUGCGAACACUGUCCCGGACGACCCACCGGACCGGGACCACCGCCGCGGGGCGACGGCAACGGGACCGCGCCCUCGGCCGUUGCGUCGCUGUCAUCGGGCGCCGCCCACCAAGGCCUUCCACGAACUAUUAACAAAGUGUUUCUGUUAUGGACCGCAUGGUUCUGCUGCCAUAACGCCAAGACGGUUUUUAUUAACGCAUUCAAAUGUUUGUUAGUUCUGUGCGCGUACUGCGUUCGGACCACAGUCGCGAUCUUGUGGACAAAGACCUAUUGGAAUCGGUCGUGCUCAUAGAAAUAGGCGAUAUGUGUUCUAUCCAAAGCCUCGAUACGGUCUGUCUACGAUAACGCAUGUUGCUCAAAUCUUACUUAUACAUCUCUCACUAUUAUUAUACAUAUUAUUCGACUGGAGUACAUUUUAAAUCCAGUGUAUAUACUCAUUUUUAACUGAAAACUAUACCUAUCUCAUUUAUCUUGAUAUAAACUAAAAUAUUAUACAUUUUUUGUACUAACAUUCAACUUUAUUUCAACAUACACAAGUCACCAGUCAUAUUUGAAGCUUGCAGGAACCAUUAAUUCAAUCCCCCUUUGAACACACCACUUAAAUGUUAAUGGCAACCAUUUUAGCAUCAAUUACACUUUAUGAUACUAGUUGACUAGGUCUGUAUUAAACCAAUCUUAAAUUAUCUAUUAUUAACACGAAUCAUAGCUGUAACAUAGAACAAUAAAAAAGUACACCACAGGCUGGUUUUGGUGUACAAACAACCCCAAACUCUUCCACCCAAGCUUCAAAAAUGACCGUACACGAAGUGCUGGUACACAAAAUCUACAAUAUGCCAGUUUACAAAAGUUUAAAUUCGCCCCACAUUUCACUGCCACUUACGUAGAAGCAGUCCGGAUGAAAUACGACUAAUUAAUCCAUUUCAAACUUUUUCCACUAAUUGCAAAUCGAUUUUGAAGGCAUCCCUGAUGAUAAUGGUCGUGUUUCAUCGUAUUUUUGUAAAGCAAUUCAAAACAAUCUUACAUCAUAUCCAGAUUCACUUUUAUACAUCCACUGAACGUAAGUGGCCAAUUUGAACGAAAUUCCUAUUUACAAUUUAUUUAUACACCGCUCCAGGAAACUGAAAGGAUUUUAUACAUACUGCAGACCGGCUGAAGUAUGAAUUAUAAUUAAAACUAUAAACAAUAAAUAAACCUACCCUAAAUAAUCACAAUAAACUAAACAAAACAUGUUUAAGCUUUCUUUGUGACGUUCUCGUUUUUACUUUGUAUAUUAAACCAAAAACUAAUAAUAAAAAUAAACUACGAUAAUACGAUAAUAAAUAAAUAAACUAGCUUCCGGGUUUAAUCCAUAGAACUGUGUGGAUGGAUCAUAGAUUUUUCUAAUAAAAUUUAUUUAAGAUUUAAGGCGGUGCCAAUGGCACCUUUCUAUUAAUACGUGUAAAUAUAUAAAUACAAGCUAGCUCUAAUAAAAUAAGCUUCUCGCUUCAAAACACUAAUGAUAAUAAUUAAUGUUAGGACUAGCUCGGAAUUUUUUGCAUUAGGGAGCAACUUAUAUAUUUACGUUGACGUUGACGAUGAGAUUUUUAGUAAGGGACAUGUGUAUAUACACUAUUUUUAAAAUUAUCCUUAAAUAUGUAUAUUAUAAUAGCUCAUUCACAAGAAGAACAAAUUAUAAUUAUCAUGAUUAAUGUGUUCAAAGCCGGAUAUCCCGAAAAAAUAACUUUAUAUCUACUUCUCGUUUUAUAUACUUUCUAUUGAAUAAAGUAAAUGCAUCCGCUAAUCUCUAAAAGGACAACAUCCUCGAUGUGUUUAGUCAGAACUGUUACUUAUAGAAUGUCGCGACUUAAUUACCCAAAAAAAAUCACAGGGUCCACAAAAUAGAUCCUUGAGUAACUUAAUUUUAUUAAGACGGUCUUCUUUAGGUAGGAUGUAUUUAUUUUGUGAUUGACACGUGUUAUUAAAGGAUACGCACAAAGAAUUUUAAUAAGUUGAGUGUGCAUUUUUUACAUUUUUACUGUUUUUCUAUAAGUUGUUGACAAAUGUUUAAUAUAAAUAAAGAGAUAUGUGAUGUGUACAGAUCGUUCGAUUGUACAAAGAAUUUCUGCAUAUUAACCAAAAUUUUAUAGACAUUCUUUUUUAAAAGUAAUCAACGAGCUAUUCAAUUGUUUUUCAAGAAGACUCAUCGAAUGAGGGAAUUUUUUGAAAACUAUCAUUCCGAUUACUCGGAUUUUACGAGUAUGCACUCCGAUGACGUCUUCUUAGUUUCCCAUGCUGUUAAGACAGAUCGUUCAAGGAAAUUUGGAUUUUUUUUAGAAGACUUACGCACAUAGUUUUUUUACUUAGGACUGCAUUUGAGAUGGGUAGUCAGAUAAAUACCAAUAAAGUCAAUUAAAAACUGGACAAUGCCGAACAGAUAAAUUUUGUAUUCGAAUUAUAUGAUUGAACAAGAGGUAUUUCCUGACUCUCAUUUGGUUUUAAAUGGCUGUUGCGAAGUAUAUCUAUAAAUGAAGACUAUAUUAUAUUGUUGAUGUUGAAAAGUAUAUUUAAACUGAUUUUUAUUCAUUUAUUUUGAUAAAUAUGUUGCAAGGUAUAUCUUAUGAAGCCAUAAUAUAUAUUAAAAAGUGUGCAAUUAUUUAUACUGAGGAUACCAACGCUUUUAUUGUAAAAUUUAAUGCAGAAUCUUAUAUAAUGUGGCCCUUAAUUUCCUCACAUGUUUUAAUCAAUCCAAAGUGCACGUCUGAUCUUCCUCCGUCAUAACACAUUCAUUUGAUCUUAAGAUUUGUACGAAAAAUUGAUUGUUGAGACCCACGACAAAAAUGUAUUUAUUUAACUUGCAACGUCAACUGAAGCACCAUAAAUAGCAUAUUUUCUCUCUCAAAAUUCAAUUUUUCUUAUGUUUCUGGCACAAUGUUCUUUUAAGUUUUCAUCCGUCCAUAAACAGAAAGUUUAAAGAGGAAAUUGAGAAGUGCACAUUCGGAUUGCAGCCUACAAUAGCACCUACACUCAAUAUACUUGCCAAUCAGCCAAAAAAAAAGCAGUCAACCUAGAUGCGAACUCUUUGUUUCGUUUCUACCAUUUAACAAUUAGUUUUAAAAACUACAUUUGGCAAAAUUAGACGUCAAUGCAGAGUGAAUAAAAAAGUUGUUAAUUGUGAGAUACAGUAGUUAUUGGAAUGUAGAAGUUUUUUGAGAAAACUGAACUUAGAAAAAUAGAACACCAUCUUUUAGUUCUGUGCGAGAAUAUUCGUUAACUGCCAGCAAUUUUCACAAACUAGGGCCAAUCGAUACCAAUUCCACCGUGAAUUUUUGUACGAAGCGCACCGAAUUUUGAUGAAAUUUAAAUGCACCAUGUCGCAUUUAGGUUUUUUUGGAAAUGGGUGAUUGGUGAACUUGAAUCAUUCGAUCGAAUUGAUGUGGACCGGUCCGAUAACGCAAAAUUUCCACAGAUGGCUCAGAUUUUAUCCCCCAACGAUGGCGACGAUGGAACAAGUUGGACUUGACGCUUGGACUUGUUCAUUGGUGGCCGCGGCGACUGAUGAACCGGCCCGAAGUACCCGAGGUCCAGCCCUGUUGUUACUGUUAUCUGGAUCAUUAUUAAUCUGUGAAAAACUGUGCUUAGUGAUACCAAUAAAAAAUUAUAGUGUUAUUUUAAAGUAAAUAACUUCAACGAUAACGGCACAAUUCUUCAUAUCAACAUAUGACUUUUUAUGUGUCGCCAGAUUUUAUUCAUUUAUUUUUGUGGACAGCUAAGAAACAACAACAAUAGUCUUUUGAAACCCUAAAGUGAAAUUCAAUCUUGUCCACAAAUGUGUUUUUUCGAAAAUACGGACACCCUUCUCAAUCCCCCUUUUGAUUCAUUUCAAAUCUGAUGUUGUGAUUAUCAAAUUAAGACCGUAUUCAUUAAGUUUUAUUUAAACGAUAGAAACUCGAGGAUUUGCAAGUGUGAUAUUUUCGAAAAAAUAAUUCAAUAUGAAGUACCUGGUUAUUUUCAGUUCCAAAAGGCGUUUGCUGUUAUCCCAAAAAAAACCGGUAGUUGUGCAAAAAAGUUUAUUAUAAUUAAUAUUAAGACUUUACAAAGGUCGCGUGUUUAUAUAAUAAUUUAAAUCAGGGUAAAAUUUUGUAUUUUUAUUGUAUUCGUUGUGUUAUUAUGUGGAAAAUGUUUUUAAUAAUAAUGUGGUUACCAUAAAUGAAUACCUUAGCAAAAAACUUUCAAUGUACAACUAUUUGGUUGAAAUGAAAUGCUUUUUAGACUACAAAAGUUUAAUGUACAGAGAUCAUAAACUGACUUUUAUUUUAAAUAGUAAUAAAUUAAAAGAUUACUUUUUAUAUUUAAAAAAAUAAAACAGUCACAUUAUAGCAGAGGAAUGUUCAGCUUAAGAAUAAAGAUACAAGUCCACAUUGUACUAUUAUGAAAAUGUGAAAAAUGUUUGUGUGCGUAUGUUUUAGUACAGAAAUCAAAAUACAUAUAACAUAUGGUACUUUAUUGGGAACGAUUCUAACUAUCAUCAAAUCAAUCCGUUUUAAUAACGAACAAUUUGUAAGACACAGGAAUGAUUUCAACUGAUUUUUGUCAAUAUUAAUUAAUUGUUUAUUCUAUUAAUUGUAAAUACAAACCUAUCAUAAUUAUAGAAUGAUUGGGGAUGUAUUUACAAACUCCUUACUGUGUAUUAUAUCCUGUAAAUACUAUCUUAUUGGAUAAACUAAUUUGGAGACGUAUUUACAAAUUUCUUACUCCAUUAUAUUUCAACCAAUGCACCUCCGAAAUUUUUUGACAAAUUGGGCUAUGUAUUUACAAAACUCGACGUAAUUAAUCUAAUUUUUGUAAAUACAAACCUACCUAGUUAACGGCAUAGUUAUUUAGAAAAUCAAACUAGUAAUGUUUGUGGUGUAACUUUGUUUUAAUUGUAUUUUAAAUGAAUGUCGUUAUCAUAGCAAACAUCUAGAUGAACAAGGUUGAAAUUGGUUGAUUUGAUGGUAAAAUACAAGUAGAUACAAACGUAGAUUCGUCCGAAAAUGAAAGAAUGUUGCUAGUGAAAAUAUAACUAGCUGUGUUCGUUAGGUCUCUGCAAAAAUGAAGUGAAUAGUCAAAGAUAUGCUUGAAACGGAAAACGAAUCUUAUGGUAAUUGGUUCUAUUGAAAUUUGUAAUGAAUUUUAAACGAUGUUGAGCAGCAUAUUAAUAAUUACUAGCAGCCUUUUUGCCCAAGAUGUCAUAAAACUAUUCAGUGGGUUUUUAAUUGAACAGGCGAGUUUCGUUUUCAUUUUUUGGUGGACAAUAAUUUCAAAGCGACCAUGAAAUUUUGGGCAAAUGUAUGCUUUUUAAAUAAAUAAGAAAAUCCGCUUGUAUAAGUAAUUCUAUUCUAUUAAAAUGAAUGUUAAAAUAUAGAUAAUAAAAUAAGGUAAUAGGCAGAAAAAAUAGUACAAGUAAAUGUUGUAAAAUUUUAGAGUAAGUGUUGAAUUUUCCCUUUUCCGACGCACUUUUUAAACAUUUUUUCAAUUUUAUACUUUAUAUACUAGAAAUAAAGGCGCUGCUCAACAUUACUACUUGACAAUUUGUGUGUGUACCCCCUCGAAAUCGUUUUGAAAUUUUUAUAUAGGAGAAAAUUAGCGAUUUUCUAAGCGGUUCAAAAUUAAUGUGAAAAGCAUGCCUUGUGUUAAGGCGUUGCUAUGCCUUAAGAUGCAAUAUACAAUAAACAUAAUAUUUUUAGAACGAUCAAAUUUUAAAUAUAAUUGAUGUGAUUAUCAAGUACAUCCCCCGUGUCGUUCAAGCAUAUCUUUGCCCGUAAAAUUAAAAACGUUUCCAUCAAAAAUAAAUGACAUUGUAAUUUAAAUGUACCUAGAUAGAACAGCGUUAGGAAAGUGUUAACAUUGUUACUUUAGUAUGAGAUUAUUUUUGUUGUGAGUAGGUUUAUAAUUUUAAAUGAAAAUUUAUUUCCACAAAAUAAUUAUGUGCCAAAAUAACAGAUACACAUCCGGCUAAUAUCUGACCCUAGAGAAACUAUAUGCUGUAAUUUAGUUGCAUCUUUGCAAACUAUAUAUAAACAACCGUGACUAUAUUUUAUACUCUUCCCUCCUAUUUAUUAUUAGUUAAUUAUUUGAGCAUAGCUAUUAAUAUGGUUUUCGUUACAUGUGGCUCAAUGAAUGUCAAAAUGCCUUCAACAAUGCAAAAUGGAUUUUACUUAUAGACUUAUUAGGGUAAAGAUACUCAUAAAAAUUAUUUAUGUCAACAAAUUUAAAAACUUAUAAACUCAUGUACAUUUUCAAUAGCAAUUAUCUCAGUUACACUUUGAGUUUAACAUUUAACUGAACAUGGCAAAUAUAACAAUAAUAUUCGUCAUGACAAUACAUAUCAGGAGUUUCGAUAUUAUUGCAUUUCUUUAUUUUUGAUUGAAAGUUGCGUAUUUUGAAUUUGUCGAUGUAAAUAAUUGUUCAAGUAACUAACGCAAUAAUUAAAGAAUUUACGAAUUAAAAAUAUAUACUAAUGAAUGCCUAAAAAACUUGUCUGCUUUGCAUUGUUGUGUUUGUUGUUAAUGUUAAAAUAUAUACUUAUUGUUGCUAGUGGCUAGAAUUGUUGUUGUUAUAUUCAAAAAUAGUAAUAUAUUUUUGUUUAAUUUAAAGAGGAGUGAUUUUUAACAUGUAUACAUAAAUAUAGAGCAUGUUAUGUAAAAAUACAUAAAUGUCUUCACUACAGGAACGCAUUUGGAAUUUCUAAAAAUGCGUCUGCAUAUUUAGAUUCGAGUAUCACUUGAUUUUUGGUUUACAAAUAAUAUUUUAUAAGGAUGUAUAUGUCACUUGUUUUUAUGUAAAGUUUUACAGCAUAGUACAAGGAUAUUUUGUUAGAAUAUACAUUACUCGAUAGCGUAACUCACAUAUGUAACUGACUGAAUGAAUUUUGUAAUAAUAAAAUUGUUGUUAGUGUAUAUAUUUAUUAGAUAAGUAGGUAGAUUGUAAGAUUUUAAAUAUAUUGACUGGUUAGCCAGAUUUUUCAUAACGAUAUUCAUUUGUAAAUAUCUAUUAAUGUGUUAUUCUUAAAAUUUUUGAGGCGUCGUCACAGGAGGCAAUCUAACUUAGUUAUAAUAUUCUUACAAAACUAGAGUAUUGUUAAAAUAAACCUUAAAGUAAGGGCACAUCGGGUUGCCGCCUGUGGGUAAACCUUGGAAAAAUUUCACUGUUUCCAACACCAACUAUUUAAAUAAAUCUAUAUCUAUAAUGGAGUCAGAUAUUAGCCUGGAUGAGAGUACGUUGGAAGAAUUGGAUUGUUUAAAUUAUUAUAUUUUAAUUGCUCAUGUAAAUACUUUAAACAAAAAUGGAUCCUUCCAUCGCAUAUUUUUGUGGAAACGUUGUCUGUAUAGAGAUUAAGUUAAAAAAUUGCAGGAAUUUAAAUAUAAACUUAAUCUGUAAGUCACAAAAAAAUUAUUGAAGGUUUUUUUAUUAGUGAAAAGUAUUAUACUAUUGAAAAACGAUGAAAUAAAAAAUUUAAACUA
Molecule: messenger RNA, 10385 nt
Organism: Aethina tumida (small hive beetle)
Lineage: Eukaryota; Metazoa; Arthropoda; Insecta; Coleoptera; Nitidulidae
Gene: Mid1
Exons: 7
Coding region: 1976-3196 (406 amino acids)
Biological process (GO): calcium ion import across plasma membrane
Cellular component (GO): plasma membrane
Molecular function (GO): stretch-activated, monoatomic cation-selective, calcium channel activity
Source: RefSeq, a predicted model, not a curated record